This is a messenger RNA of Vicia villosa (hairy vetch), 1017 nucleotides long. RefSeq lists its product as uncharacterized. The transcript has a single exon. The record is from RefSeq and is a predicted model, not a curated record. NCBI's taxonomy places the organism in Eukaryota, Viridiplantae, Streptophyta, Magnoliopsida, Fabales, Fabaceae. The coding region runs from base 1 to 1017 and encodes 338 amino acids.
AUGGAUCCUUCAGAAUUUCCUUUUGAUAUUGAAGCUUACAAAAGGCAGUCUGAAAUCGAAGAGAGGUAUAUCAUCAACCGGUUUAAGGAGCGACAAAACCAAAUGGAGGGAGGAUAUAUACAUCGUGUCAAGAGAAAAUAUCUCAACAGAGAUCAUACAGCGGCAAACCAAAGAUUAAUUGACGACUACUUUGCAGACCAACCUACAUACGACGAUGCAAUGUUUCGUCGGCGAUUCCGGAUGCGAAAACAUUUGUUCCUUCGGAUCGUUGGGGACCUAUCUAGCAGUGACAACUACUUCACCCAAAGAGUUGACGCAACUAAAAAAGAAGGUAUAUCUCCAUUAGCAAAAUGUACCACGGCCAUGCGAAUGUUAGCAUAUGGUGUGGCGGCUGAUGCGGUCGAUGAAUACAUCAAAAUAGGAGGUACUACAUCAUUGGAGUGCUUGCAUAGAUUAUGUAAAGGAAUCAUACAAUUGUAUGAGCCAGUGUAUCUCAGAGCCCUAACUCAAGAUGACUUACAAAGAAUACUGCAUGUUAGUGAAAUGCGGGGGUUCCCGGGGAUGAUUGGCAAUAUUGAUUGCAUGCACUGGGAAUGGAAAAAUUGUCCUACGACAUGGGAAGGUCAAUUUACUCGGGGAUAUAAGGGAACCACCACUGUUAUUCUUGAAGCAGUUGCAACUUAUGAUCUAUGGAUUUGGCAUGCCUUUUUUGGAUGUCCGGGCACAUUGAACGAUAUAAACGUUCUAGACCGUUCACCCGUGUUCGAUGAUGUUGAACAAGGAAAUACUCCAAGAGUGAACUUCUUUGUGAAUCAACGUCCGUAUAAUAUGGCAUAUUAUCUUGCUGACGGUAUCUAUCCUUCUUAUCCAACUUUCGUCAAAUCAAUUAGACUUCCUCAAAGUGAACCAGAUAAUUUAUUUGCAAAAUAUCAGGAGGGAUGUCGGAAGGACAUCGAACGUGCAUUUGGAGUGUUGCAAGCUCGAUUUAAAAUCAUCCUCGAACUUACCCAUUUGUAG